Molecule: messenger RNA, 603 nt
Organism: Fulvia fulva
Lineage: Eukaryota; Fungi; Ascomycota; Dothideomycetes; Mycosphaerellales; Mycosphaerellaceae
Exons: 1
Coding region: 1-603 (200 amino acids)
Source: RefSeq, a predicted model, not a curated record
AUGUUCAAAGCUAUUCAGAAGCGGGCCAAAGAGCGUCGACAUCUCGAGCGACUGUCUAUCACGGCCCACACGUACGGCUUUAUACACCACUCAUGGCUUCAUCUCAUGGCAUUCUUGCGGCUUCGCAGAGAUGGAAGACCUGAAGUCUACCCUUACGAAUCGGAGUGGAAGAGUUUCCCGUUGACCACGAGCGAAUUUGCUCAGCUGAAGGAAGAUGAGAAGAAACCAUUAAAAGCGUGGACACAUCCGCCUUGGGGGUAUGCUCUGAACAAGGAACGACACGACUACGAUCCGAGAAGACAGGAGUUAGUGCUUCGUCUUCACGGGUUUGUCCACCAGAAAAUGCUCUUUGAGAUCAAGAUGAGAAUGAACGCAGAAACCGAAGCUUUGGCUCAGAGACUUGUCAAGGAGCAUAGCGAAGACGAGGUGGCGCAAUACUUGGAAGACAUAAGGGGCUGGCAAGGCAUACAUUCGCCAUACGAAGUAGGCGACAGUGACACUAAAAUCACAGCCUGGCGCAGCCCUGAUCUGACCUUCUGCCACCGACUUGCCGACGUGCCACCGUUGUUGGUCGUGGAGGUGAGCUACCCAGUGUUGAAGUGA